AUGCAUCUUCUCCUCAUACUCCAUCCAGACGAUAAACCUUGCUCUCCAGAUGACUACAACAAGUAUGUCACAGCAGAAAUCCCUCGACCAUCACAAACAUCAUUGUUCAACACCAUCACGCAAAGUAUGAAACAUGGCCCCUGUGGUACCGCCAACCCCAACUCGCCCUGUAUGGACCAAGGGCAAUGCACCAAAAACUAUCCAAAAACAUUCUCCGAAACCACCGAGCAAUCGCCUGAUGGUUACCCCAUUUACAGGCGCAGAGACAAUGGCGAGGAAAUCGACAAAAAUGGUGUCCUCCUCGACAAUCGUUGGGUUGUCCCAUAUAACCCACACUUAGCAGCCAAGUACCAAGCACACAUAAAUGUUGAAAUAUGCUCAACAGUUACCGCAGUCAAGCACUUAUACAAGUAUGUCUACAAGGGACAAGACCGCAUCAUGGCAUCCAUACAAGAACCAAACGAAAACAACGCUGUCAAUGAAAUCCACCGCUUCAUCGACGCAAGAUACAUCUCACCAGGAGAGGCAACAUUGCGCCUCUUCCACUAUGAUCUCAACAGUCGAUCACCAGCAAUUCAACGUCUAGCUGUACACCUCCCAAACCAGCAAUCAAUUGUAUUCACACCAGGCAGUGCACAAGAAGCACUCGAUCGAGCCAAAGACACCACACUCACCGCAUGGUUUCAAGCAAACAAGAUGUACCCAGAGGCACGCAACAUCCUAUACCAUGAGUUCCCCGAACACUACACUUGGAACAAAUCCCCUGCCACAUGGACACCACGUAAGCGCAUGUUCGCCAUUGGAAGAAUGUACACAGCAUCACCUGCACAAGGCGAACGCUAUUACCUCCGUCUCCUCCUACUCCACAUACCAGGUUGCACAUGUUUUGAAGACCUUCGCCGCCAGGAAAAUGGAGACGUUGCUCCAACAUUCAAAAUGGCCGCCGUGUUACGAGGAUACCUAGAGGACGACAGAGAAUGGGACACCUGCCUCCAAGAAGCUAAAGCAACUGCACAUCCAAAACAAAUCCGCAAUUUGUUUGCUAUUAUCCUCAUCUUCUGCUAG
Lineus longissimus is the source of this 1065-nucleotide messenger RNA. RefSeq lists its product as uncharacterized. The record is from RefSeq and is a predicted model, not a curated record. The coding region runs from base 1 to 1065 and encodes 354 amino acids. NCBI's taxonomy places the organism in Eukaryota, Metazoa, Nemertea, Pilidiophora, Heteronemertea, Lineidae. The transcript has a single exon.